Messenger RNA from Pecten maximus, 3399 nucleotides. RefSeq lists its product as uncharacterized. Gene Ontology annotation, biological process: DNA integration; DNA recombination; regulation of DNA-templated transcription. The record is from RefSeq and is a predicted model, not a curated record. Bases 747 to 3107 code for a protein of 786 amino acids. Gene Ontology annotation, molecular function: sequence-specific DNA binding; zinc ion binding; DNA-binding transcription factor activity. NCBI's taxonomy places the organism in Eukaryota, Metazoa, Mollusca, Bivalvia, Pectinida, Pectinidae. The transcript has 7 exons.
GUUAGCGCCAUGUGUCCUGGCGUUGUUUAGUGUGACAGAAGAACGCCAAAAUGGCGAGAAGAUGGUACACAAAUAGGCCUAUAGAAAAUUCAUGUAGGCUGAUGUGAUCACAAAAACAUGUCUACAUUGCAUCUUUCCCCUGAGUGGCAGUCGGACAAUUCCCUGCUGAUCUGCCUGAAACAUCUGUUUGAAACAAAAAUUGGCGCGGAUGUGAGAUUUUUUGUCGGAGAGAAACAGGACGUUGUGAUGGGGCAUAGGAGUAUCCUUGUAUGUCGUAGUCCGGUUUUCUGUGACAUACUGACGACACAGAAACCGGAUCCUGUCCUUACCGAGUGGUCAAUUAAAGUGACCAAUACUCCAAAGAAUAUCUUCAAUAUAUUCCUUAGGUACCUGUACACAGACAGUGUUUACCAGGAGAUGACAGAACAAACUGCCAAGGCUUUGAUACGUCUGGCCCAGCAAUACCGCGUCAACACGCUAGUUAGUUACUGCAGAGGAGUCUUAAACAGGAAUAUGUGUCAAGUACAGAAGGGCACAUCAGAGUUUGAGGAAAGUACUUGUAUAUCUGAACAAAGUUCUGACAAUACCAGCCAUGUCUCGAAAGUGAUAGACAGAAAACCCACAGCUAUAGGCCGGGUAGUACAUUCUGUUUGUGAUAACAGUAUGUACUUAGUAAAAACUAGUGACAAUACCAGGAAUCAUUCACAGACAGCCGAGGGAGUUAAUUCACAGGAAGUCAGGACGAUAUGUGUUUAAAUAGUACAACUGAAAACCAAACACAGGACAAUAUCCCCGACAUUGCGCCACAGAUAAGCCACAGAAGUAAAUUUUUCACUACAGAUGCUGAAGAUAAUCAGACAAUGCAUGUUAAAGUGGAAAUCCAAGAUGGAGAUUUUGGCAAUAAUGAGAAUACUUCACACAGUUCUGUGUUAGAAAAUUUUCAGGUCAGAAAUCAUGAUGAUGGUACUUCACAGAAUGUUUUUUCAGAAAAUCAUGGUGUGGACAAAAGAUACACUGGCAAAACUUUGCAGAAUGUGAAUAAAAGCCAAGCACAGUACAUAAAGACAGAAAUUGUGGAUGAAUCUUUAAGCCCUCCACAAGUCGGUGUUGUGAUGGAAAACCUUGAGGAUGGGAGUUACCAGUACCCAGGAAUAAUCUCACAUAAUCUUACACAGCAUAUCAAGGAAGAAUUCCCCGACGAGGAAACUAUGGAAGUUGAAAAUCACAAUGAAAGAGAUUAUAUUGUGAGUAAUUCAGAGGAAAUGGACAUGAUGAAUGUACAGGAUGCAGGAGGGGAGAUAACUCAUUCAGACAGAAAUUAUGCACAGAAUGAUGACGAAACUCUGAAGAUGGAAAUUCAUGAUGACAGAACUGAUACAGACAAUGAUGAAACAGACAUGGACAAUGUUAGAUGGCAGCCCGGUGAUAAAGUACAAGUUGUGAGAGUCAGCAAAGAUGUAUUUCCGGCUGGGCAGUCUCCAAGUACAGAUGCUUCGUCGUCCAAGCCUUGUCAGAUAUGUGGUGGGAUAUCCGACGGAGUUCACUUCGGGGUAACCUCAUGUAUACCCUGUAAGACGGUUUUUGCCACAACUGGAAUCUACAAAUGUGCCGGCGAAAAACGCUGUGAUUUGACCCGGAAUGGAUGUAAAUACUGCCUGAUAGAGAAAUGUGUCGCGGUUGGGAUGUCUAUGCACGCGUCCGACAAGAAAGACUCGAAGAAAAGGACAGAAACGUUAUUCCUUCCUGGUACGCGAUCCCAUCCCUCCCGUUCCUCAUUCCCUGGCCAACAGAAGGUCAGCGUACAUGUUAGUAGAGGUGAUGCUACACAGCCCCCCACGAAAAGGUUUAGAAGUGUUACAGAGGAGGAGCUAAUGAGAAAUGAAACCUCGCCACAAUCCAAAAGUACCUACCGGAACACCCAGUGGGGCUUACGGAUUUUUCAAGAUUGGCUGUCCGAGAAAAGACUGUCAGCAGAUUUUGAAAAUGAGCCUGUCGAAGAAAUUGCAUCAAAGUUGAGGCAAUUUUAUGCAGAAGUUGUAAAUAAAAAAGGUGAAAGAUACUCCAAGUCAGCUUUGAUCGGUGCAAGAAGUGCCAUUAAUCGCCAUCUUAACAGUCCUCCUUUCAGUAGAAACAUAAACAUAAUGAAGGAUCCAAAUUUCAUAUCAGCAAACACAGUCCUUCUAGGAAUAAUUGAAAUGAUGAAAGAAGAUGGCUGUGACACCGCCAAGCAUAAAGAAGCGAUAUCCAAAAAUGAUCUGCACAAAUUGUAUGCCAAAGGUGUUCUGGCUAAUGAUUCGCCUACCCAACUUUUAAGAAAAGUGUGGUUUGAAAUUGCCUUGCAUUUUGGUCGCAGAGGUAGAGAAGGACUGCGUUCAUUAAAACAUGAUGCCUUUGUCCUUAAAAGUGAUGAUGAGGGUAGGAAGUACUUCACAAUGUCAUUUAAUGAGAAGGAUAAAACACAUUCUGGGGUCGAUAGUAGGGAAACCUUGAAAGUUAACAGAAUGUAUGAAACUUGUGACGAGUUUUGUCCAGUUGUAUCUCUGACCAAAUAUAUGUUGAAGCGAAAUCCAGAGGAUGAGGCGUUCUUUCAAAGGCCGUUAACAAACUUUCAGGACAAAGAUGUUUGGUAUGGGGCACAGCCACUUGGUAUUAAUACCUUGUUAAAUAUGAUGUCCAUUAUCAGCAAGGCGGCAGGUCUAAGUCAGGUAUACACAAACCACUGUGUCCGAGCCACUACAGCAACAAUGUUGGCACAUGCCGGAGUUGACAGUAGAGGCAUCAUGUCUGUAACUGGUCAUAGAAAUCAGAAAUCCCUCCAAAGUUACAUCAACACCCCAUCGAUUGAGCAAAGACAUCAAUAUAGCUGUGUUUUACAGAGCAGCGCAACUGGGAAUUCUUUGAAUCAGGUGGCACUUCAAAACACUAGUACUGCUCCUGCUCCAAUACCCACAGCCAUGUCAAAUAGUGCGUCAAAUUUCUUGUAUGCUCAGAGUGACACUACUACAAACUCAUCAUCUCUGACCGCAGGCUUUCCCAUGUUUUCUGUAGCCACAAUUAGUGUUGCCCAGGAUGGAAACUUCACUGUGAAUAUGAAUGUAAACAAAUAAAUAAGUCCAGCAACAAUUAUACAUAUAUCAAAACUUUGCAAAAUUUGCAGUUUAAAAGUUCUGCAAGAGUAUGUGUUCAAUAUGUAUACCAAGAAUCUAUUUAAAACUAUGAAAAGUAAAAUCAAUGAAUUGAAUUUCGAAAUCUAUAGCAUUAUAAUUAUAAGUCUUGAUACUCAGCUGUUGAUCUUGCAAUUACAAGCUACAUGUAUAUUGUGUCUCCACAUGUACAUGUGUACAAUAAUGUGGAGACAUUUUUUUCUGAAUUAAAUAAGAAAUUGCUGCAUAAACUUUU